Anopheles cruzii is the source of this 390-nucleotide messenger RNA. Its product is annotated as cuticle protein 19-like. The record is from RefSeq and is a predicted model, not a curated record. The transcript has a single exon. NCBI's taxonomy places the organism in Eukaryota, Metazoa, Arthropoda, Insecta, Diptera, Culicidae. Bases 1 to 390 code for a protein of 129 amino acids. Gene Ontology annotation, cellular component: extracellular matrix.
AUGAUGAAGAUCGCGUUCGCCGUUGUUGCCCUGCUGGCUGUGGCUGUCAGUGCCGAUUAUCACGAGCACCAGGAUUACCAUUCGCAUCCGAGCUACAAAUUCGAGUAUGGAGUUAAGGACCCGCACACCGGAGAUCACAAGAGUCAGUGGGAACAUCGGGAUGGAGAUGUCGUCAAGGGAGCUUAUACUCUGGAGGAAGCUGAUGGAACCCACCGCGUGGUCGAGUAUUCCUCGGACAAGCACAACGGAUUCCAGGCUCACGUGAAGCGUGUAGGACACGCUCACCAUCCGGAAGUGUACGGUCAUCACGAGGGUGGACAUUCUUAUGGCCACGGCCACGGACACGGUAGCAGCUACGCCAACGGCAAUCUGUACCAGCAUCACCACUAA